CACACUAUCGGAGUUGCUCCAGCCAUGGCGCCUCAGCGGAUUCCACGGCGAGCUGUUCUGUCCCUUCUCCACCGUCUGGGCUACACCGCACCUCCAGCCACCGUCGUUCCCCCAUCUUCAUUCCCUCCGCUAUCGAUUCCGCUUCCGAGAGUUUUUUCCGCCUCCUCAUGCUCCGUUCCGGGAGCCUCUGCCAGUUGUUCCGCGUCGCCUAUAAGAACCAUUCGCCACGCGUCGUUCCUUCACAGAUUCUCGCACCCACAUGCUGUAUCACGGGUUUCGCACAGGCGUUUACGGGCCGAAUCUCGCGCGCUGUUCUCGUCUGAAGCACGCCUGGCGAGUAUCAACCCCGCUACAGUCACCGAUCGCGCUAGUGACGACCUUGCGACCGAUCCAGAUCGGCCGCAGAAUUUGAAGCAAGCUCAGCCGCAGGAGGCGAAACAAUCGCAGCCGCAGGAUGGGAAGCAAUCGCUGCCGCAGGAUCCGAACCAAUCUCAGCCGCAGGAUCCGAAGCCAUCUCAGCCUCGGGAUGUGAAGCAGACGAAAGAGCAUGUCGAUACCGUUGGUGAGAGUCGUCGAUUAGCAAAAAGCCUAGCACGGCAAUCCGACUUGCCAGAUGUCACUCAGGUGUUGGACGAUCUGGUCCACCGGCUUCUGGUCCUGCCGGAGAAUCUGGCAAAAGAUCCGAUCGCAUCCGCAUCAACUGCGGAUGACGUGACUGGUGUAGGGAAAGAAGGGCCGUUAGGGCAAACCGCGGGGGUAAAGGGGGUUAAGCAGGUUGGCCAUGCGGCUUCGCAAGGGGCACAGGCAAGUGUGGGAGCUAGUGCACAAGAGCUUGUGGACGGUAGCAGCAACGUUAGCAGCAGUAGCAGCAGCAGCGAUAGGAGUAACGUUGAUGUAGAAGCGAAUGCGGCAGCAGCCAUGGAGCAUUUAGCAGCGGCGAACGAGCGAUCGCUUAACUCUCUCCUGCGCUUCCUCAACUCCCUGGCCCCUCACAACCUCGAGCACCCCCCUGCCGGCACCAUGGAUCUGACUUUCCACAUUAGGUCGCAAGAAGGAAUCAGGGAAGGAGAAGAAGAGGGCAGACGGCAGGAAGGAGGGGAUGGAGGGGUGGCAGCAGGCACUGGAGGCAGUGCAAGCGGGGAAGGGUCAGCGAGUCUGCGGAAUGUGCAGCUCCGGAUCAGGACGACUGGUGGUAACUGCAAGGAUCUAGUUGGGCGGCAGCUGUCAGACUUCUUCCGAGCCUGUGGAGUGUCUUCUCAAUUCGUGUGGCCCGAGGGAUACUGGAACCUACUCUCUCCUGCUACUGUGGCGAAGCAACUUGCGAAAGAGGGCGCAGAAGCUGCUGCCGCCUCUGCAAAGGCAGCUAAAGCCCAGCAGCAGCAGCAGCAGCAGCAGAAGGACAGAAAGAAUCAACCAGGGUUAGAAGCAGCGUUGGAUGCACUAGAUGGUGCAUUGGCAGCGAUAGCGUCUGCACCGUGGCACGAGUCUCUCGAAGACAAGAAGCGCUUUGAGGAUCAGCUGCUGGCAGUGCUGGUGGCGGAUGGGUGGAAGGUGAGAGAGAGUGUGAAGCGCAUGUGGGCUGGGGAGAGGGAUGUGAGGAAGUUGAGUCUUGGGUUGGAUGAAGGGAGUGCGAGGAUGGUGGGUCGGGUGUUGCGUCAUGCGGAGGGGAAUGAUAAAGAGCAUGGGAAAAUGAUUUAUCUGGCAGAGGGCAUGGAAGAAAUAUUGAAGGGAGAAGGGGAUGCUGGAGGUGGUGGUGGUGGUGGUGAGAUGGGAGCAGAGAAGACUAUUGGUAAGGUGGAAGAGAAAAAGGGAUCUCUCAAGAUUGAAGUCAUUUGAAAGAAACUUUGGUGGGAUUCUGCUCCCUAGCGACAUGUAUGAGAAACGGCCUUGCUGGCAAUCUUAGGCUGUGUUCAAUGGAAGAAUAGUGAGACUCGAUAUAUCUGAUUGUGCAUU
Closterium sp. NIES-67 is the source of this 1953-nucleotide messenger RNA. Lineage: Eukaryota; Viridiplantae; Streptophyta; Zygnematophyceae; Desmidiales; Closteriaceae. The record is from the annotation of a GenBank genome assembly.